AUGGAGGUGGGAUUGCAUUCAUGCUCAAAUGUGAGCCCGGUGUUUGAAUGUCCAACCUUCAAAGAGACCAUUCCAUAUCACCAACAUGAGCAUCUGAGCAGCAACAAUAGAAGGUGCUCCUCAUCCUCUAGAUUUAAAGGAGUAAUUUUGCUGAAUAGUGGUAAAUGGGGUGCCCGAAUCUCUUAUAGGUCCCAGCCAUAUUGGCUCGGGGCACAUGAAAAUGAGCAAGACGCGGCCAUUGCUUAUGAUAGAGCAGCCAUCAAACUUCAAAGAACUGAUGUUGCCCUCAACUUCCCUUGGACUAAUUACUCUACUCAAGAGAGCAUGUUCCAAAGCAAUCACUCGGUCAAGGAAAUUCUUCAUAUGAUUAAGGAUCAAACUUACGAGUCCAACUUCCUAGCUUUCAUUAAAGCUCAUUCUUCAGUUGAGCCAACUCAAGUAUUUGACUUAACAAAUGAAGCACAGAUCUCAUAUCAAUUACUCUUUCAGAAGGAAUUGACCCAUAGUGAUAUUGCUAAUAAGACCUUUCUUAUCCCAAAGGAUUAUGCAUUGCAAUACUUCCCCCCACUUACCACCACAAGUUCAGACAGAAAUGAAGAGAAGAGAAAGUCCAUCAAAUUAACUUUCUACGAUCGACAUUGCCGUUCAUGGAGUUUUCAGUAUUCACAUUGGAAGAGUUCCCGGAGCUUUCUGUUGACAAAGGGCUGGGGGCGCUUCCUCAGGAUGAAUAAUUUGAACCACAAAGACAUUGUAUUUUUCUAUGUACGUGAUAAUGGAGAUCAGGGCGUGUGUUACAUGAUAGAUGCACAGAGAAAGAAAGAGGAAAAUUCUGCCAUUGCAAGCAAUAUGAUGAAGGAUAAUGGUUUAAGAGGAAACUUUGACAAUGUGACAGAGGUUGAUGGCGUGAGAGAAGCGACAAAUAGUGUGGUCAAGCUAUUUGGUGUGCUGAUUGGUUAA
This is a messenger RNA of Juglans regia (Persian walnut), 957 nucleotides long. RefSeq names its product AP2/ERF and B3 domain-containing transcription factor At1g50680-like. Lineage: Eukaryota; Viridiplantae; Streptophyta; Magnoliopsida; Fagales; Juglandaceae. The coding region runs from base 1 to 957 and encodes 318 amino acids. The record is from RefSeq and is a predicted model, not a curated record. Gene Ontology annotation, molecular function: DNA binding; DNA-binding transcription factor activity. Gene Ontology annotation, biological process: regulation of DNA-templated transcription. The transcript has a single exon.